Rhizophagus irregularis DAOM 181602=DAOM 197198 is the source of this 957-nucleotide messenger RNA. RefSeq lists its product as uncharacterized. The record is from RefSeq and is a predicted model, not a curated record. Lineage: Eukaryota; Fungi; Glomeromycota; Glomeromycetes; Glomerales; Glomeraceae.
AUGGUUGAAGAAGAUUCAUUAACAAAAUUACUUCAAUCAUUACAAGAUCCCGCACCUCAGUACGUAUUAGGUUGCGUACCGGCUAUAGCAACAAUAGGAGCAGCACCAGAUAACGGGUUAACAAAUAAAUUAUUAUGGAUAUUACGAUGUCUUGGUUGUCCAUUUACCGGAUUAUUUUAUACCUGCAACAUAGGUAGUGACCCAAUAGCAAUGAGUACAUACUGGCUCACAUCGGACCAUUUUAUGAAAGACGGAUAUAAAAUUCCCUACAGACCUUUUGGUCAUUAUACUAUGAAAAUAGCGAUAGAUGAACAGGAUAAUACUGUUGUUAAAUUACUCAAGGAAUGUAUAGCGGAAGCAUCUGUGCUAGACAGAUUAUCGUCAUUGGCAUCCGCGUACUAUAUAUUUCUCGGUAUAUUUUCAGGAAUAACUAAGGCGAUACGUAUAGGACAAUGCACUGGAGAGGAUUGGCCAUAUCUACCACUGGCAUUAGCCUGGACAUUUCCAGCAAUUUAUAGGAGGGUAUCUAGAGGGAGAAUGGUAGUCAACGACCCUAGACAAGUAUUAGGAAACAUGUAUUUAGUUGUAAAAGACCUCCCACACAAUGAGAGAAGUUCUCAAGAUGCUCAAGUUAUAAUCACUUUUGUUUUAUUCUCAGUGAUCAUCCCUUGGAUGUCAGUACUUCUUGCCUAUUUCACCCGUCCAGUGGGAUAUGGCUGUCGAGCCAAAUAUCUCACAGUAUUGUCUUCUAUUUGGUCAUUUAACAGUUUUAUCGCAUACAUUUCCCAUAUUUCAGGAGAAAAAUUCGUAGGGGGCAAUAGAUACGUUAAUGGAUGGUUUUGCCUUUGUGGUGUUAUAAUAUCUAUACUUUUAAUUUUACUAGGUCUGCUAAGUCAUACAAAAUCUUGGUGGGGAGAUCUAUUUGGAGAAAAAUGUAGUGUUACAUGUAUUAAUUAA